UUUUGUUCGCGUGUGGAUGUUCAAAUGGACCCAACAUCUCAUGUUUUAGAAGGAGAAACAUCCAUGGAGUCACUUUCUCUCUGACAAGGAGUAUGCUGAGUCUUUCUAUUGGACCAGAAGGUGUGUUUGAACUGCUGUCCUUGGUGAUCUCUGGGAUGAAAUCUAUAAUGGACAGAAAUGAGGACUUUGCGUUUCUUAAAAGCAUGAUCAUGGAAAGGAGAUUCCAUCUACUGGUCAAGAUCCACGCGAGGUUGAGGCGGUUUGGAAGAAGGAAUCCUGUCCCGGUCCGGGAUAACGCAAAGAGUCUGGCCUGUAACUUGGCUGAGGAGCUGUGGACUCAAGUGGCCAGUGCUGAAUGUUCAGAGUUGAUCAGCCUGCUGUCCAACCCACACAUCAAGGGCCUUCUCUCUGUUCACGACACAGUAGCACAGAAAGGUUAUGACCCCGAGCUGCCACCCCUACCUGAUGACAUCGAGGAAGAGGAUGAGGACUCUGUGAAGAUUAUAAGCCUGGUCAAAAGCCAGGAGCCACUGGGGGCCACCAUAAAGAGGGAUGAAUCCACUGGAGCUAUAGUUGUAGCAAGGAUCAUGAGAGGGGGUGCUGCAGACAGAAGUGGUCUGAUUCAUGAGGGCGAUGAGCUAAGGGAAGUCAAUGGAGUCCCAAUGGAGGAUAAGACACCGGAGGAAAUCAUUCCUAUUCUGGCUCAAUCGCAGGGAGAGGUGACGUUUAAAGUGAUACCGGUACCUGGCACCAAGGAAGAGCUGUCAGCCAAUGAGACUAUGUUAUUUGUGCGGUCGCUCUUUGACUACAACCCUGAGGAGGACCCCGCCAUCCCCUGCAGACAGGCGGGGUUGGGGUUCAAGAGGGGGGACGUCCUUCAGAUCGUUAGCCAGGAGGACGACACCUGGUGGCAGGCCUGUCGUCAUGGUGACAGCAACUCCCGAGCAGGACUCAUCCCCUCCAGGCAACUUCAGGAGAGGAGAGUCGCUCUCCAGCGGCCCAAAGCCUUAUUUAAACCUCAGAGAGUCCAAAAAAGACUGACAGACAAGGAGGAAGUGGUGGAGGAUGCAGACUAUGGAGCUAUUACUGGAAUCCACAUCGCUGGUCUGAGGAGGAGUUUCAGGCUGGGCAGGAGAGGCAGUAGGAGUGGGAGUGUUGAGUCUAAAAGGAAGAGCCAGGAGAUGGGAGGAGUCACGCAGACCCCCACCUACCUGGAGGUGGCCCCGUACUGCAGGGACCCCAAAGAGGGCCGUCGGCUGGUCCUGCUGGUUGGGCCCAAUGGAGUUGGACUGAGUAAGCUGAAGAGGAGACUCCUGCUCUCGGACCCUGACCACUUUGGUGUCACUGUUCCACACACCACGAGAGAGAAGAGGAAGCAGGAGAAAGAUGGGGUAGAGUACCACUUUGUCUCAAGGCAGACGUUUGAAAUGGACAUCGUCAACCACAUGUUUUUAGAGUAUGGGGAGCACAGAGGGAACUACUACGGGACCAGUCUGGAGUCGGUGCACAAGGUCAUAGGGGAGGGCAAGGUGUGCCUACUCGAUGUGCAGCCUCAUAUUGUACAGCGUUUGCACACAACCGAGUUCAAACCGUGUGUUGUUUUUGUGAAGCCACCAUCGAUUCAGGAGCUACGUUUAAGCCGAAGGAAAGCUAAAUUCAUUUCCACCCAAGAUAUGACGAAACUGACAAAGACAUUUUCGGAAGAGGACUUUGAAGAUAUGAUUAGCUCAGCAGAAGCCAUGGAUCGCCAGUACGGCCACCUGUUUGAGAUGGUCAUCGUCAACGGCGAUUUCGCCAUGGCAUUCAACAAACUGAGGGCGGAGCUGGAAAAGCUUGAGACGGAGGAGCCUCAGUGGAUUCCUGUGGAGUGGACCAGUCACACCGAACUGAACACAGAGAGCUUGUGCUGAACACACUUUAAGAGCCUGGUCAAACAUGCCUCAUUCACACUCACAGGAGGCUGCUGAGGGGAGGAUGGCUCCUAAUAAUGGCUGGAAUG
This is a messenger RNA of Coregonus clupeaformis (lake whitefish), 1999 nucleotides long. RefSeq names its product MAGUK p55 subfamily member 7-like. The record is from RefSeq and is a predicted model, not a curated record. The coding region runs from base 93 to 1910 and encodes 605 amino acids. Gene Ontology annotation, biological process: protein localization to adherens junction. Gene Ontology annotation, cellular component: cell-cell junction; plasma membrane. Gene Ontology annotation, molecular function: protein binding. NCBI's taxonomy places the organism in Eukaryota, Metazoa, Chordata, Actinopteri, Salmoniformes, Salmonidae. The transcript has 19 exons.